Salmo salar (Atlantic salmon) is the source of this 2599-nucleotide messenger RNA. RefSeq names its product vitronectin. The record is from RefSeq and is a predicted model, not a curated record. Gene Ontology annotation, molecular function: scavenger receptor activity; extracellular matrix binding; integrin binding. Lineage: Eukaryota; Metazoa; Chordata; Actinopteri; Salmoniformes; Salmonidae. Gene Ontology annotation, biological process: cell adhesion mediated by integrin; cell-matrix adhesion; immune response.
CCACUGCAUUUCAUUGGUAAUUGAUUAGUAGCACACUGUUCUCUAUCCCCUGGGUCCUCUCCGUCACAUACCCAGAGAGACCCAGAAAGACAGACAGCAUGAGGCUCGGGCUGAUACUCCUGCUAGCUGGGAUAGCUACUGUGUUUGCUGCAGAGGAGUCAUGCAUGGACCGCUGUGAGAAUGGCUUCGACUCCAAGAAGGAUUGCCAGUGUGACACCAUGUGUCGGUACUACAAGAGCUGCUGCUCGGACUACGAGACUGCCUGUCAUAUGAAAACACGUGGGGACACCUUUGAAUUUGCAGAGGAUGAUGAUGGUCCAUUUACCCCUACAACGCCCGCCUUCCCGACCCAACCUGAAGACGGGGAAUCCAGCUCCUCAGGGGGCCAACAUAGGCAACCCACACGCCUCAGAACCCCCAACACCACCCCUACUCCUGCCAAAAUUGCCACAAAGAUAACCCCAGUCACAGAGCCAGCUAGAGGCGCAGCUCGAGACCCACAGAGAGGCCAGUUCCCAGUGGUAGUCCCACUCCCGGAGGCAGCUAAAGCCACCAAGGCACCGUCGGCCACACAGGCAGGUAGAGGCUCAGAUAGAGGCCAGUUCCCAGUGGUAGUCCCACUCCCGGAGACAGCUAAAGCCACCAAGGCACCGUCGGCCACACAGGCAGGUAGAGGCUCAGAUAGAGGCCAGUUCCCAGUGGUAGUCCCACUCCCAGAGACAGCUAUAGCCAUCGAGGCAACAUCAGUCCCACAGACAACCACAGAGGAAGUGGUGACGACCACCAAGGCUCCGGUAGUAGACCCAGAUGCACAGCCAUGCAGCAGCAGGCCCUGGGACUCCCUAAUGCAGCUCAAGAACGGCUCUGUCUACGCCUUCAGAGGGGAGUGGUUCUUUGAGCUGGAUGAGAAGUCAGUGAUGCCCGGCUACCCCAAACUGAUCCAGAACAUCUGGGGUAUCAGAGGGCCUAUAGAUGCUGCCUUCACACGUAUCAACUGCCAGGGCAAGACAUACAUAUUCAAGGGUAACAAGUACUGGCGGUUUGAUGAUGGUGUGCUGGAGGAGGACUAUCCCAGGGAUAUCAACGUGGGCUUUGAGAAGAUACCAGACGACGUGGACGCAGCCUUCGCCAUAGCAGCCCCUGGACACCACGGCAAAGAGAAGGUCUACUUCUUCAAAGGUGACCAGUACUACCAGUAUGAGUUCAAGCACCAGCCAUCACAUGAGGAGUGUAUCAAGAUGUCAGCUGGGUCUCCCUCUGCUCUGUUCACAGCCUACACUGACAUCUACCACAACAACUGGGAGGAACUCUUCAACAUGCUCUUCAGAGGCAUCCCCAACCACCAUGGUGGGCAUCGGUUCAUCAACAAGGACUGGAUCGGCAUCAAGGCCCCAGUGGACGCUGUCAUGACAGGGAGACUCUACAUCACCCCCAGGCCACUGGCCCCACCCCUGUUCCCACCCUUACCCCCUUUAUGGGACCACAACGACGGGAGGCGCCAGCCAUGGGACCAACAGUGGGGGCAGUAUGGUCAACAGGAUCAGUUAAAUGGACAGCAAAAUGGACAACAAUAUGGACAACAAGGGCAACAAUAUGGACAGCAGUGGGAACAGCAGUGGGGCCACCGCAGAAGUAGGCGCCAGUCUUACUGGGGUGCCGGGACGGGAAUGGCUAUGGGGCAGGCGUUCGCAGAGAAGGGGAUGGAUAUGGGGAAAGGAUUCGCUGAGAAGGGUAUGGAUCUCGGUCGGAAGCUGGCGGAGAGGGGGAUGGCUAUGGAGGGGAUGUUUGGAGGGUGGGACAUGCGCCGAACGGAUGCCAGGGAUGCAGACAGAGACAGGGAUAGAAGGAGGGAUGACCAGGAUAGGAGGAGGGAUGACCAGGACAGGAGGAGGGAUGACCAGGACAGGAGAGGAGAUGGAUACAAAUAUGACUCCAGAUACAAUGCUGAGGGGAGGGCCUACUGGGAGUUUGUCAACAAGGGCCAGCCAGUGCAGAGCGUCUACUUCUUCAAGGGAGAUAAAUACUACAGAGUGGAUCUGAAGACCAAGAAAGUGGACCCAGCCAGCCCUCCUUACCCCAGGUCCAUUGGCAAGUACUGGCUGGGCUGCCCUGAAAAACACCUGGAGGCCGAGAAGAAAUAGUUUCACAACUGGAUAAAGAAACAUCUGCACUAUGUCAAAACAUGUUUUACAUCAAAGACUCAAAUAGACAGUAAUUUAAAGCUAGAUAAUUAGAAGAAUCACUUGAAAAAUUAAAGGAGAGCCGCACACUCUAGGAGCUCAGAAGUAAUAAUUUAAUAACCUCAUAUCCAACGUUUCGAUAGACAAGCUGAUACCCUGAUGAAGACAGCUUGUCUGUCAAAACGUUGGAUAUGAGGUUAUUAAAUUAUUACAUCUGAGCUCCUAGUGUGCGGCUCUCCUUUAAUUUUUCAAGUAUUCUACUCCGCUAGCCAGCACCUCGCCUAAAUAUGUGUGCGUUUCUUUCGCCUCUAAAUUAGAAGAAUCACGUCACAAAAAUGUUCUGAUAUGAGGACAUUUCUCUUUGUACCUGGAAUACUUGUGUGUAAUACUUUUAUAAUUAAACACUUUCUAGCUAUAAA